Molecule: messenger RNA, 645 nt
Organism: Papaver somniferum (opium poppy)
Lineage: Eukaryota; Viridiplantae; Streptophyta; Magnoliopsida; Ranunculales; Papaveraceae
Product: B3 domain-containing protein Os01g0234100-like
Exons: 3
Coding region: 1-645 (214 amino acids)
Source: RefSeq, a predicted model, not a curated record
AUGAUUGCUUCAAAAUCAGCUCUGUCACCAUCACAUUGUUGGAUACGAGUAUACAUUGUAAGGACAACUGGUUUAGCAGAACUUGAUGGUGCUUUUGGCUGUGUACAACUGGAAGCUUGUGCGCAGAAAAGUUGUCUAGGCAAGGCAGGCAAUGAUAUGAAGCCGACGAGAAAAACUGUUGUAGGGAAACCAAAGCGUCUUCCUUUACCUGUUGCUGAUCAACCUAAAAAUUGCAGUGAAGAGGCAGAUUCAGAGAAUUUGGAAGGUAUUAGAUUUGCAAGCUCGGUGCCUGAGUUUCAAGAUAUCAAGAAUGUAGAGAGUUUCACCAUAAUCUAUAACGAUUUGAAUAUAGAUUCGGAAAUGUCCAAACAUGUAAGGUCAAGAUACUACGAGCUCUGCUGCAGUCAGAAUUCCUUCUUGCAUAAAAAUCUUGUACCCGGCCUCAAUUGUAAAUUAGUUGCAGGUAUGAUUUGUGAAACUGUCAACAUUUCUGAUGCCAUUCAAUCUAGCCAAGUUAGCAGUACUUCUAGGGAUGUGUUUCAGUUAUGGAGAAAGAGUUUGGAAGCAUUUGAGCACCUUGACAUGAAUGUGGGUUUUUUGCUUCCUCGGUUGGAUGAGCUUAUGAAGCUGGCCUCUGAACAGUAG